AUGCAAUCCGCUCAAUUGGAGUCGGAUGGACUGGCGACUCGCCAGAUCUUGAAUCCAAGUCGAGUCUCCAGAGCGUGGAAGCUCCUCGCAGGCUUCUGUGCCAUCCUGCUGCUUCUUGGCUACCUCAUUCUCUCAGUGGUAUUUAACAAACCCAACGAGAAACUCCUGGUCCAUAAAUCUGCGAGCACAAUCUGCGCCCUGUUCUUCAUCGCCAUCGCAUACUCCGCAUCGGUGGUCCUUGCGAUCGCUCAGCGCCACCGAAAGCUCUUCCUCCUUCGUUCGGUCUUCAUGCCCUAUAUGAUAAUCAACCUGCUCUCUCUAUUCAAUGUUCUCUUCAAUAUCCUCGGUCGCGAUCUCUUCCCGCUCAGUGCGCUCCGCGUCGUCGGCAUCGGCCUGCCCAGCGCAUUCUCCGUGAUCUACGGCAUCGCUGCCUUCCUCGUCUACCGCGAAUACGGACCUAGCCGCGGCCAUCGCGCCGAAGACGGCACCCCGCUCCUGAGCGAGGAAGAGAUGCAGCGCCGCCAGCUGCUUCGGCUUUUACAGGAACGCAACUCCGCGGCGCCCUCCCCGGAUCUCAUCCAAAAUACCUACCGUCUGGACCUUCCCACAAACAUGGAACCGGCACAAAAGCCCUGGAAUCGACACAUGGCCCCUCCGCGGACGCCUUUAGGACGGGGACGGGUUUGA
Penicillium alfredii is the source of this 687-nucleotide messenger RNA. RefSeq lists its product as uncharacterized. The coding region runs from base 1 to 687 and encodes 228 amino acids. The transcript is spliced from 3 exons. Lineage: Eukaryota; Fungi; Ascomycota; Eurotiomycetes; Eurotiales; Aspergillaceae. The record is from RefSeq and is a predicted model, not a curated record.